GAAUUUUCGUACCAAGUAUAUUUAUUCAGAAUUCGCUGAUUUCAUUAGAAUAACCCCAGUUGGCACAAGAUGAUCAAUCAAAGAAUGAGAGCAUCAAGGAUGAUGCUUAGGCUCAAGGGCCAGACCAGAAACAUCACCAAAACCAACUUACACAAGGCUACCAUGACCGCUACCCAAGGAUCGACCAGACCAACCCCAGCCCCAGCUUUCAACGCUGCCUCCGACAUCUCGGCUCCUUCCAAGGCCCCAGCAAUCAGCGAGCCUGCCAGGCAGGCUCCAGCCAUGGACGACUCCUUCAUUGGCUUGACUGGUGGUGAGAUCUUCCACGAAAUGAUGUUGAGACACGAUGUCGACACCGUAUUUGGAUACCCAGGUGGUGCUAUUUUACCAGUGUUCGACGCCAUCUACAACUCCGACAAGUUCAAGUUCGUCCUCCCCAGACACGAACAAGGUGCUGGUCACAUGGCUGAAGGUUACGCCAGAGUCACCGGAAAGCCAGGUGUUGUCCUUGUCACCUCAGGACCCGGUGCUACCAACGUCAUCACCCCGUUGGCUGACGCCUUGAUGGACGGUGUUCCCCUUGUUGUGUUCUCGGGCCAAGUCCCAACUACUGCUAUCGGUACCGACGCUUUCCAAGAAGCUGAUGUCAUUGGUAUCUCCAGAUCCUGUACCAAGUGGAACGUCAUGGUCAAGAAUGUUGCCGAGCUCCCAAGACGUAUCAAUGAAGCCUUUGAGAUCGCCACUUCGGGUAGACCAGGUCCUGUCCUCGUGGAUUUGCCUAAGGAUGUCACCGCCGCCAUCUUGAGACAAUCGAUCCCAAUACAUUCAACCUUGCCUUCCAACGCUUUGAGUCAACUCACCAAGAAGGCCGCCAACGAGUUCACCUUGGAAGCUAUCAGAAACUCUGCCGACUUGUUGAACUCUGCCAAGAAGCCUAUUAUCUACGCCGGUGCUGGUAUCUUGAAUCACGAAGAUGGUCCUAAAUUAUUGAAGGAAUUGGCUGACAAAGCCAACAUACCUGUCACCACCACCAUUCAAGGUUUAGGUGCAUUUGAUCAAAGAGAUCCAAAGUCCCUCGACUUCUUGGGUAUGCACGGUAAUGCCGCUGCCAACACUGCUAUCCAAACCGCCGAUCUUAUUCUUGCCCUUGGUGCCAGAUUCGAUGACAGAGUCACCCUUAAUGUUUCCAAGUUCGCUCCAGCUGCAAAGUUGGCUGCUUCUGAAAACAGAGGUGGUAUCAUUCAUUUCGAAGUGUCUCCAAAGAACAUCAACAAGGUUGUGGAAGCCACCGUUGCCGUUGAAGGUGACGUCACUGCUAACUUGAAAAAGUUCAUCCCAUUGGUUGAGUCUGUCGACAGAACUGAAUGGCUCGACCAAUGUACUGAAUGGAAGAACAAGUAUCCAUACAGUUACCAAAAAGAAACCCCAGGCUCUUUAAUCAAGCCACAGACAUUGAUUCAAGAACUUUCCAAACAAUCUCACACCUACGGUAAGGACGUUAUUGUGACCACUGGUGUUGGUCAACAUCAAAUGUGGGCCGCCCAACAUUUCACCUGGACUAAGCCAAGAACCAUGAUUACCUCUGGUGGUCUUGGUACUAUGGGUUUUGGUUUACCAGCCGCUAUUGGUGCUCAAAUUGGUAGACCAGAUGCUAUUGUUAUCGAUAUCGAUGGUGAUGCUUCUUUCAACAUGACUCUUACUGAAUUAUCCGCUGCUAUCCAAGCCAACGCUCCUGUCAAGAUCUGUGUCUUGAACAACGAGGAACAAGGUAUGGUCACUCAAUGGCAAACAUUAUUCUACGAGCACAGAUACUCCCACACCCAUCAAUCUAACCCAGACUUCAUGAAGUUGGCAGAAGCUAUGGGUAUGAAGGGUAUUAGACUCUCUACUCCAGCCGAUAUGGUUUCUGGAGUUAAGGAAUUCUUGGAUUACAACGAUGGUCCUGUUUUGAUGGAAGUUCUUGUUGAAAAGAAGGUCCCAGUCUUACCAAUGGUUCCAGCCGGACGUGCGUUGGACGACUUCAUUCUUUGGGAUGCUGAAACCGAAAGAAAAGAAAAGGAAUUAAGAAAUCAAAGAACCGGAGGUAAGCAUUAAAGCUCUCCAUAAAAUUUCAAUUCUUAUUCUACCUCUUACUUCGACUGCUGCAUAGCUUUUGCUCCUGGAUAUAUGGUCGUUUUAAGAGGAUCUUGUUAAUGCAUAG
Molecule: messenger RNA, 2200 nt
Organism: Suhomyces tanzawaensis NRRL Y-17324
Lineage: Eukaryota; Fungi; Ascomycota; Pichiomycetes; Serinales; Debaryomycetaceae
Gene: ILV2
Product: acetolactate synthase catalytic subunit
Exons: 1
Coding region: 70-2094 (674 amino acids)
Biological process (GO): L-valine biosynthetic process
Cellular component (GO): acetolactate synthase complex; mitochondrion
Molecular function (GO): flavin adenine dinucleotide binding; thiamine pyrophosphate binding; acetolactate synthase activity
Source: RefSeq, a predicted model, not a curated record